AUUACCGAAUUUUUUUAAUUAGUAAACCUUUUAACAUAUGUUCUGAAAUAGAGGGAAGGACAAAUGAAAUGACAAACAUUUGUUUAGUGGUCGAGAUUGAACUGUCAUUUCUCAAGAUUAAAAAAAAAAGUAUAAAAAAAGAAACAAAUUUUAAGUUAAUUGGGUAUUAAUUAUGGCAGACUUUAAAGUGAUCACUUCGGAUUUUGUAAAUCUCCACAUCUCCACUUCGAAGGAUGAGAUAUCUUUCAGUGAAAAGCGAUUUCCGAAAGACUUAACCAUUUCGGACUUAAAGGCAAAACUAGAACUAACGACUGGAGGUAGCUGUAACACCAUGCAGAUUGAAGCAUACACGAAUGAUAAUAAGUUAGUAUGUAAACUAGAAGACGACAAUGCGCUCCUAGGCUCUUACCCUUUGGAAAACGGCAUGAGGUUGCACGUUAUAGACCAGUUCCAAAUCAGAAACGAAUUAGAUUUUGGUAAUGAGCCAAAAUUUGAACUGUCAGAGGAAGAAUACUCGAAGAAAAGUGAUUCGGUCCGUGCAUUUUUGUUAAAAAAUAAAUUAGGUAAAUAUAAUGAAGAGAAUCAAAAGAAAAAGGAAUUACUAGAAGCCGAAGAAAAGAAAUUAGCAGAAAGUACUAUCGUUGGGUCUAGGUGUAAAGUUACCAUACAAAAUGCGCCUCAUAGGUUAGGCACCGUGAUGUAUUCCGGAUCUGUAGAAGGUUUGGCCGGGUACUGGAUUGGUGUCAAAUACGACGAACCACUAGGCAAGAACGACGGAAGUUUGAAAGGAAAGAAGUAUUUUGAUUGUCCUGACAAAUACGGAGCUUUCAUAAAGCCACACAACGUCCUGUGUGGCGAUUUUCCAGAAGAGGAUUACGAUUUGAACGAGGAGAUCUAAUUAUUCCUUUAAAUCGAGCCAUUCCAAUCUAUAUAUAAUUUUUUUUAAUUAAAAUUUAUGCUUCUAAUAUUGUGAUGCUUAGUGUUUAUCAGAAGUAUACUUAUACCCUUUUUCACAUAUUAAUUUGACUUAGAAUUUACAAAUUAAUUUAUUAUU
This is a messenger RNA of Anoplophora glabripennis (Asian longhorned beetle), 1054 nucleotides long. RefSeq names its product tubulin-folding cofactor B (gene TBCB). The coding region runs from base 173 to 898 and encodes 241 amino acids. Gene Ontology annotation, biological process: cytoplasmic microtubule organization; post-chaperonin tubulin folding pathway; tubulin complex assembly. Gene Ontology annotation, molecular function: alpha-tubulin binding; microtubule plus-end binding. Gene Ontology annotation, cellular component: cytoplasm; nucleus; microtubule plus-end. NCBI's taxonomy places the organism in Eukaryota, Metazoa, Arthropoda, Insecta, Coleoptera, Cerambycidae. The transcript is spliced from 4 exons. The record is from RefSeq and is a predicted model, not a curated record.